Messenger RNA from Mastomys coucha (southern multimammate mouse), 793 nucleotides. Its product is annotated as corepressor interacting with RBPJ 1. Gene Ontology annotation, cellular component: nucleus. The record is from RefSeq and is a predicted model, not a curated record. The coding region runs from base 21 to 743 and encodes 240 amino acids. NCBI's taxonomy places the organism in Eukaryota, Metazoa, Chordata, Mammalia, Rodentia, Muridae. The transcript has a single exon. Gene Ontology annotation, biological process: negative regulation of DNA-templated transcription. Gene Ontology annotation, molecular function: transcription corepressor activity.
UCUCCGUCUCAGACUUCAAGAUGGGGAAGUCAUUCGCCAAUUUCAUGUGUAAAAAGGACUUCCAUCCUGCAUCCAAAUCCAACAUCAAGAAGGUAUGGAUGGCAGAACAGAAAAUAUCAUAUGAUAAAAAGAAACAAGAAGAAUUAAUGCAACAGUACCUUAAGGAGCAAGAGUCGUAUGAUAACAGAUUGCUUAUGGGAGAUGAGCGUGUAAAGAAUGGCCUGAAUUUCAUGUAUGAGGCCCCACCAGGAGUUAAAAAAGAAAACAAAGAGAAAGAAGAAACAGAAGGAGAGACAGAGUACAAGUUCGAAUGGCAGAAAGGAGCUCCGAGGGAAAAAUAUGCCAAAGAUGACAUGAACAUCAGAGAUCAGCCCUUUGGUAUUCAGGUUCGAAAUGUAAGGUGUAUUAAAUGUCACAAGUGGGGCCAUGUGAACACAGAUCGAGAGUGUCCCUUGUUUGGUUUUUCUGGGAUCAAUGCAAGUUCAGUUCCUACUGAAGGCUCAGGGCCGUCGAUGCACCCCUCGGAGCUAAUAGCAGAGAUGAGAAACAGUGGGUUUGCACUGAAACGAAAUGUACUGGGGAGAAACCUGACCACAAAUGAUCCAUCACAGGACUAUGUCGCAAGUGACAGGGAAGAAGACCCUGAAGUAGAGUUCUUGAAGUCGCUCACCACCAAACAGAAGCAGAAGCUUCUGAGGACAUUGGAUAGACUUGAAAAGAAAAAAAAAGAAAGAGAAAAGUGAUAAGAAAAAGAAGAAGCUACAGAAGAGCAAAAAUAAACACAAAAAACGUA